Toxorhynchites rutilus septentrionalis is the source of this 5779-nucleotide messenger RNA. It is a transcript of the gene side-VII, whose product is annotated as hemicentin-1. Lineage: Eukaryota; Metazoa; Arthropoda; Insecta; Diptera; Culicidae. The record is from RefSeq and is a predicted model, not a curated record. Bases 2462 to 5203 code for a protein of 913 amino acids. Gene Ontology annotation, molecular function: protein binding. The transcript is spliced from 14 exons.
AGGCUCAAUAGUUUCAGCGUAACAUCUACGUCCAUCGGAUGUGUCCGUGGGCUUUUUGCGGUUGAUUUGCGUAUUCGGUCGGGUUUUCACGCGGUGGUACACGGUACAUUUCUGCUGGUUGGCAGCGGUCGCGCCUCGAUAGGAUUUUGCACUUUGCACGAACCUUAGCCGUGGUGAGUGCUGUGUGAUUGGCAGUGAUUGCAUCGACGACUGUCGGGGUGUUUCACAGCUUCCACAAGGUGCAAGGUGAGAUCAGUGGGGAAGAGAAUUUGUGCAGCCUGCUGGUAAAUUAUAUGUACGAAAGGAGGCUUUACCUCGCCGUUUGAUUGCAACCCGAGGGGGAGGGUUCUGUGUGCUGUAUCUUUCGGUGGAUGCUACUACGAUGGAGAAGUGAUGUGAGUGUUCGGAAAUGUGUGCACAGCAAUGGAAUGGUUAUUAAAUCGAUGACGUCGGCAGUGCUAGUAUUGAUGCUGCGGCUGCUGGGUGAUCCCGGCUGUGAUAAUGAUAAUGGAUGCUCACUGGUGUAAUGCUGCCCUCCUCGGGCCCUCGAUGGUCAUGCCUCGUUACGGCACUUGGGUAGCAGAUGCAUUGGAAGGAUCCUUCCGUACCACAGUCGAUUGAACCUGUCGGGUGACUAUGAUAACGGUUGUUGAGAAUGGAUUGAGUUCAGGUGUGCGUCGGUACAAUCGAUAGGAAAUAAUCGUUCAGUCCACGUGAGUGUUGUGAAUAACGUUUUUGCUGGUACUAGCCGUUGUUGUUACUGUUCUGGAAAUAUGCUCAUAUAACCAUCGAAAGUGUUCAGAACAGUGUUCGAAACGGUGUUCUGUGUUUUAGAUGCCGUCACUAUUACGAGACCGAGGAUUAUACAGAAAGCUUCAAUUUAUUGUUUCAAUUCGUAUAUGGGACACUUUGAUCUGCUGCACGAAUCUGAGAGUGGUGCGCGAAAGGGGGCAGUGCUAAAAAUUUCGAGCAAACUAAGUAACUAAGAGGAUAAGCGAUAACAUAAAAACAUACAUCAAAAUUUGUUUCUGUCACACGUCAGCCAUUUGAAUGUGGCCAAAAAAAAUCAAAUCAACAAGAAGAGCUGCUGACAAGAUAAAAUAUAAUUCACGGUGAAUCGGCAGCGAGCCACACAAGGAAAAAAACCGAUGGAAAGUGAUAAAAAGUGAUGAAAAUUGAUUGUUUCCUGGCGAAAGUGCUGAGCAGCAGCAAAUUCUCACAAAUACAAAGUGUGCUGAGUGUGUAGCGGUGCGUGUGUAACGAAGUAAAAUUGGCUAAACUUCCGUUCAACUUCUGCCACCAUCCUACUGGCGGCUGAUGAUUAUGGCAUGAAAAUUUGUGCCGCCACGUUGUGGUGCUGAAGGAAGACAGGCCUUGGUCACAUUGUAACGAGAUAGCGAGAAAAAAAAACUUUUCCCAUGAACAACCGCUCCGCAACUUCCGGCCGGGUGGAUUAAAAAUGGAAUACCAUACCGGAUGCGAGCUACCAAAUUUGUAGCCCAACAGCAAAACAAAAAAACGUUCCACUAGCAAUUCGGGGCAACACGAAGAGAACACCAUAGACAGGACCUCUGGAAUUAAGCGGUGUUACGUAUUAUGGGAAACUUUUCCACCGAUGUCCCGGCCGGACUGCAAGGAUUCCACCCCCGGAGAAAGAUGCAAAUGACGCCCGCUAGCUUCGGUAGGUGGCGACGAGCGGCCGCAUCCGGUAGUGGAUUGGGGUCGAGUUGCUCCCCUCAAGUUUCGGACCCUUAAGCCGGGAAGCAGGAUUAAAACGGAAGUAUAAAACAAUACAAGAAGCAACUUGGCAAACAAAAAUUCAAAAUUGCAAGUGAUGGUAUUAUUGGAAUAAUUUAUAAUAAUAUAAUCCGUUUUACUGUUGGCGUGUCCUUCGCCAUGGUGUGGAAAAAAACGGAGCGAGAGAUGAUGGAAAAAGUUACCGGAGCGGCAGGAUAGACGGACAUUUAUUUUCCGGCGAAAAAGGAAGAAAGGUGAAAGUUUAAUCACCUGUUGUAAAACAAAGUAAAAGUAUUAAAAGUGUGAAAAAGUGAACGCGUGGAGAAUAUCCGGGGUGUCUUCGCAGAGCGACUGUUUGAGCCUAGACCGAAUGAAAUCGUAUCAGAAGUGAACGUAAAGAAGUUUCGAAGAAGCGUUGUAAAAUAGAAGCUGCCGUCUAAAGUGGAGUAACGUUUGAAAUUUUUGAAUUGGUGUUGCAAAAAAAAAAGCGUGAGAGAGUGUGUGAGGAAAGUCGGUUAUGUUAAUCUGCUAAGCUUCUGGCCCCUGAACAUCAAAGUUUUGCGAUUGUUUGGGGCUGAACCUAAUGUAACAUCUGCAAGUUGCGAAAGGACCCUCGGUGGAAAAGUGUGGAAAAAGUUGUUAACGGAUACCCAGUCAGGACCGACCAAGGGUUCCAGCGUGACGAGUUACAACGGAAAGGGGAUUUUUUUCAGCGGAAGGCGGGAUGGCGACUUUGGUUACGUUUCCCCUCCAGCUCGGCUGCCUCUUGCUAGCGGCUCUGGUACAACUUGCAACAAGUGUGAAAGAUGUGCCACUCUCUUCCAUGGAAGCGCUGGUCGGAGAGACCAUAUAUCUUCCCUGCAACAUCAGCACCCACGAGCCGGGGGACAACGUAGUGCUGGUCCUGUGGUACCGCGAAGAUAAGGGAUCGCCCAUCUACAGCGCCGACACCCGGGGACGGGAUGUGACGUCGGCUAAGCGGUGGUCCGACGAUUCCGUGUUCGGCAACCGAGCGUAUUUUCUGUUCGAGAAGGAACCCGGCGAGUUGGCGGUCCAGAACGCCCGCGAAACGGAUAGUGGCGUUUACCGGUGCCGGGUGGAUUUUAUCGUAGCGCAAACUAGAAAUAGCAUCGUAAAUUUAACAAUAAUUGUUCCCCCCGAGCGGGUGCUGAUCCGUGACCAGUUGGGCACCGAACGAACGACGGUUGCCGGUCCCUAUAGCGAAGGGGACGUUAUUAAGUUGCGCUGUGAUGUGUACGGUGGACGACCCACACCGGCGGUCAGCUGGUACCGGGAUGGCGUUCCACUGGUGGCCGAAACCAAGUACAUGCCCAUGGGUAAGCAUCUCCGCAGCGAGAUUGCACUGGGACCACUGACCCGACAGGACCUGCAUUCGAAACUGGUGUGCAAGGCCAAUAACCAUGUGCGGGCUAAUCCGGUGGAGCAGUCCGUCCAAAUUGAUAUGAACUUUGCUCCUCUGAAUAUAAGACUGAUUGGUGCUCACCAACCAUUAUCGUCCGGUCAUCGGUACGACCUGUUGUGCCAAAGUGCAGGUUCACGGCCUGCCGCCUCCAUCACUUGGUUCCUGGACGGAAUUCGGCUCGAUAAGAGCAAAGAGACGACCUCGGCUGAUGGUAAUCAAACAACUAGUACCCUAUCGAUAAGCCUCAACCGUACCGAUGCAGGCAAGUACCUGUCCUGCAAAGCGUACAACUCCUACGUGCCAUCCGAUGCGCUCGAGGACGGGUGGCAAUUGGAUAUACAAUAUGUUCCUGACGCGUUCGUACGGCUGGGCAGCUCGCUGGACCCGGACUCGAUCCGCGAGGGGACGGACGUCUAUUUCGACUGUAUUGUGACAGCCCAUCCCGCUGUCUAUAAAGUUGAAUGGAAGCAUAACAACAAAACCCUGCCGCACAACAUAUCGCAGGGCGUCAUCAUAAGCAACCACUCGUUGGUGCUGCAGGGGGUUUCCCGGACCACGGCCGGAAAUUAUUCGUGCGUUGGGUUCAACGCGGAAGGCGAGGGCAGCAGUGCCGCGUUCGAGCUGAAUGUGAUGUAUGCGCCAACAUGUGCUCCAAAUCAGCAGCGAGUGUACGGCGUGGCAAAGCAGGAAAAUGCUGAGAUCCGGUGCAUCGUUGAUGCCAAUCCCCCCGACGUAGAGUUCAAAUGGACGUUUAAUAAUUCCGCCGAGAGUAUCGAUGUUCAAGCGAGCCAUAUUUCACGACUAGGAACCUCAUCCGUGGUAUCAUACACACCGAUGACCGAGUUGGACUACGGGACACUGCUUUGUGUAGCCACCAACCGGAUUGGCAAACAGAGACAACCCUGUGUGUUUCAUAUCAUCGCUGCAGGGCGACCCGACCAGGUGCACAACUGCAGCCUGGCAAAUGUUUCCAUGACAUCGCUGAAUGUGCGUUGUUUCGAAGGGUUCAACGGAGGGUUGGCCCAGUCAUUCUAUCUGGAACUGCGGGACACCCACACACAGGAGGUACGUUUCAAUAACACCUCCCCGGUGCCCCGGUUCGAGGUACCGAAUCUUCAUCCCAGUGCAGUCUACCAGCUGUCGGUGUAUGCAUUCAACUCCAAGGGCAAGUCCGAACCAUACGUCAUGGGAGCGGCCACGUUACGGCUGCCCGAGAAGCAAAUGAACUCGGAGAAAGCUGAGCGCCCACGAUCCCCACUGCCCUUGACACCUGCCCUUUCGAUUGGAAUCGGGCUGGUGGCGGCCGUCCUCAUCGGCAGUCUUGCAAUUUUGCUAGUCCUGAAAUCGCCUUGCGGGGGCAGCAACCGCCGCAAUAAGGAAACGGCGCAAAGCACACAGGUACGAGCUUCCUCACCGGGUCCGAGCGACAAAAGCGUUGCCAGCAAGGAUUACGACGGGAACGACAGUGACGAGAAGAAUCCUGACGUGAUACCAGACACGAUCGACUCCGAUGAUCAGAUGGAAUAUAUCCGACGUCGACAGCACAUAUCCACAAUUGACACUAGCAGCCCGAGUCGGCUGCUGUUGACAACCACAGCCCAGAGCCAGAACUUCAUGGGUUCGACGAUGGCGCUGCACAACAAUCACACCGCCAGUCUGGGAUAUUGCACCUUGAGAAACGGUGUGCCCCAGCCUGCCAACUCGGUGACCAACGUAUCCAUGAGUCAUAUGCCAAGCGCGUUUACAACAGCAUCGCACACCACCUGUACCCUGCCGAGGCAUCCGCCGGGUGCCGCUGUAAUGAAUCCUGCCGGUCCGAUUGGUGCCCACCACUGGCCAUCGUACGGUGGCACCAUAGCGGGUGUCCGGAACAUGACUACCAUCUCGGUGACCAACAGUCAGCAAGUGGUGCCUCCGCCACCUUCCACCAUUGCGAUGCAGCAUCUGGGGCCACAGCCAAGGACGCGGGUCUGCAUAGGACUGCCUGAGGAUGACGUGUCCGCCGAUACGCCGCUCAUGGUAAAAAGAGAAAGCACCGUAUGACUAUAGGAAUCUCACAGGGUCGGUGAUACGGCCCUGUGAGGCUCUCCCCGAACGUAGCUGCCCGGAGGCAGGGGACCCGGGGCAAGACUUAAACAAUAAUUAGAAACUGUUCGAACAAAAGAUACCAGAGUGGAGGUAAAAUAUUUACGAGGAACGAAUCCAUCUUCUAGUAAAACUCAUUUAUCCUGUUCUUGUUUUUUUUUUUUUGCAUCGGGACCAUGAUAUGCUCGAUGAUCACUUUAUGUAUUUCACUUUAUUUCCACACUGUUUCCAUGAAGGGUGUAGUUUAGAAGAGAAUAACGACGUUAUUUACCAUUAUAUCAUUUUGUGAUAUGAACGCUGUGAAAUAAUCAAAUCGAUGCGCUCGAUUUUGAGCGCGAAUUAAAGUCGAGGACAGUUUAGCACUCAUCGGAUCGUACAUAGGAAGAAUGAAGAAACGUAAAAGUAAGCGACUCGAAUGAGAAAUCUGUAAAUAAUAAUUUAAUUUACGACCAAUCCUCAAACCAAUUUCUAAGAAACCAGCAAAGCUGGAAAGAGAGCAGCGGAAGCCAGCUGAGCACAAAAAAAAAGCAUAAA